GUGGUUGGGGAGGUUGUGGCGGUUGGCGAAUCGGUUGACUCCCUGCGGCCCGGUGAUCGUGUGGGUCUUGGAUGGAUUGCCAACUCAUGCCGCCGCUGCCUGGCCUGUUUGCGGGGCGAGGAGAAUGUGUGUGUGAAAGGCUACAAGGGGCUCAUUGUGGCUGGCAGCCACGGCGGCUUUCAAGAAAUUUGCCGCGCAUCCGCGGACUUCGUGUACGGCAUUCCGGAGGGUCUGGAUUCCGCUUCCGCUGCGCCGCUGCUGUGUGCUGGAGUGACUGUGUAUGCGCCCUUGAGACGCCACAUCGACCGGCCGGGAGCCUCUGUGGGUGUGCUGGGUGUGGGGGGACUGGGGCACCUGGCGCUUCAGUUUGCGAGUAAGAUGGGCGCGGAGGUGACGGCACUGGACAUAUCGCCGGAUAAGGCGGCCGAAUCCCAGCAGCUUGGCGCCCACGCGUUCCACACCUGGGGCAGCGCCAUUGGAGAGGUGGGAUUGCAGGGCCAUUUCGAUGUGCUGCUCAACUGCGCCUCCGCCAACAUCAGCACCACGCAGCUGAUGAGCUUGCUGAAGAAUGGCGGGACGCUGGUGCAGGUGGGAAUCCCGGGCGGCGGUGCGUCGAUGGCGGUACAAGUUCAGGACUUGGUGUUCGGCCAGAAGAAGAUUGCGGGCACCAUCGUGGGCGGUCGGGCUGAUAUGCAGGAGAUGCUAGAGUUCGCGGCGGUGCAUGGCGUCAGGCCGAUGGUGGAGGAAAUGCCGCUGUCGCAGGAGCAUCCGGACGCAGACAAGGAAGUUACCGAUGCUCAGUUCAAGUUCAGGGGCCGAGAGUGGCACCCUGAGUCCUUCGGGUACACGAAUUGUAGCGCCCCUACGCCUUUGAUUGAUCCUACAAGGAACAUCUUUGAUUGCCGCAUCCUGCGCGACGUCUGUGUGGACCAGGGGGUCAUAAUCUAUCAGGACAGCCGCUUUCACCCAUGGACCAGCGAGCACCGGCUGCCAUAUUUCAACAUCACGGACAUAUUAUGGAACACUCCCUCUGUUCUGGGAAUCGGCGACAAAUGGAGAAAUGGCAAGAACAAGUAUCAGUUUCCCCUGAUGCGCCCUUGGCACCACAUGGAGGAGUCAGAGGACGUGCGCCGCCCCGUGUUCUCCAACUGCACAACACCCCUACUUUUCUUCCACCACUUCCCAUUCAACGUUGCGGAAGUCUAUCGGUUCGCAGUCAACAAUAUCUACUUUUUGCAGCGGAGGCUACAGUUCUUUGACGAGCGCCCUCACUCCACUUCCACUCCCAGGGAAACCCUCCGACCCCGACCCCGGCUCCGAAACUCCCUCAGCCGCAUCACCCUGGUUCCCGGCAACCCGCCAAUGAGCGCGGUACCCUCCUUCACCCGCUUCUGGCUGCAGCCCUUCUCCAGAUACGCCGUGACCUCUCUGGGCCACCUCUCACAGCGCUGGCCGCCCGGCAGCCCGCCGCCGCCCAGUGCCGCCACGGGCGAGGGGGUGGCGGUGCGCUGCUUCUCGCGCUUCCUCAUGUGCAAGAUCACGCUGAAAAAGCCGACGGGGGCGUUCUUUGAGGCGGGGCAGUUCGUGGCGCGAUAUUAUGCGGAGAAGGCAAUACCCAUGGAAGCCAACUUCACACAGCGCCUGGCCGCGGAGGUACCGCUGGACGAGCAAAAGGACGACACCGUACUGAAAGUCGUAUUCGCCGAGUCCGAGGGCGCCAGCAGCAUCUUCCGCCGCGUGCGCUGCUUCCGGCACAUCUUUGGCAUCGAUAAUCUAUACGAUUUGUGGGUUGUACGGCGCUCGGACGUGUUGGUGGGUGUGCACGGCUCAGCGCUGACGAAUGCGUUGUUUAUGCGACCCGGCUCGUCACUGAUUGAGUUGCGGCCGUACGGUUUUAGCGGUCGGGAAUCCUGGCCUAACAUCUACAUGAAGUCCCAAACCCGCGGCAUGGAGGUGUUCUGGUUCGGCAUCGACGUGAUGAGCGCCAACCUGAGCACCCCGGGGGACUUCGAGGCCGACAUGCAGCCCAUGUACACGCGCGCCAAGGGCUGCCUGGCUCGUGACCGGAACCUGAUUGUACCCUGGGAGGCAAUGGCACACCAGCUACUGAACGUGGCUGUGGUCAGUCGCAACGUUUGGCGAUACAAAGUACUGCGGUACAGCCAUUCGUACUAUGUCACACAUGACAUUCAGCCCCUGGAGUUGCCUGGAAAGGACAAGCGCGCGCCGCCGGAGCUGCAGAGCUGGUUUACGGAUCCGGACGAGGAGCGCCGCCGCGCCGCCGCCAUCCCGCUCACCCCCGAGGGCGCCCGGGCGGCGGAGGAGGCGGAGGCCGCCCUGCUGGCCAAGGCGGCUGAAGCCGCGGCGGCGGCGGCGGCGGAGUUGGCUAGUGGCGGCGGCGGCGGUGGUGUAGGUGGUGGUGGUGGUGGUGAGGUUGACGCUAAUGUGGGCGACUCUGGUAGCGAUGAGGGCCAUCAGCAGCAGCACCAGGAGGGGCAGCAGCAGAAGGAGCACCAGGAGGGGCAGCAGCACCAGGAGCACCAGGAGGGGCAGCAGCAGAAGGAGCAGCAGCAGCACCAGGAGGGGCAUCCUCACGUGCUGGAUUUGGGACAGGGGCAGGAGGCAGACGUGCCUUUAGAAAUGAGUUGCUGUUGCUUUAUGUUGUGA
Volvox carteri f. nagariensis is the source of this 2667-nucleotide messenger RNA. RefSeq lists its product as uncharacterized. The transcript has 14 exons. The record is from RefSeq and is a predicted model, not a curated record. Gene Ontology annotation, molecular function: oxidoreductase activity, acting on the CH-OH group of donors, NAD or NADP as acceptor. The annotation marks the transcript as partial. NCBI's taxonomy places the organism in Eukaryota, Viridiplantae, Chlorophyta, Chlorophyceae, Chlamydomonadales, Volvocaceae.